Messenger RNA from Paramecium sonneborni, 9027 nucleotides. The record is from the annotation of a GenBank genome assembly. NCBI's taxonomy places the organism in Eukaryota, Ciliophora, Oligohymenophorea, Peniculida, Parameciidae.
AUGAGUACAAUUUUGAAUUAAUUGUUAUGGUUAGUUUGGAUGAGAAUUUGCUUGGUAAAUGGAUUGAUUGAUAUGUAUGGAAGUUGUUUAUUGAUAGAGAAUCUCAUUUGAAAGGAUGUAUAGAUGGGAGUUGUACAAAGCUAUGUUUAUUAGGUGUGGCUGAUUGUAGUAAAUCUGUUCCAGUAUGUGAAUAUGGUUAUUUCUUAUUCAAAGAGAAAUAUUGUGUUUAAUGGUACAUUAUAUAUAUUGAUUAGUAUAAAGUCCUGGGUUUUCAUCAAAUAUGCGAUAUGAUUGUAUGGAUUGUUCAGAAAAUCCAAAUUAAUGGGCAGGAAGUAGAUAAUGUAGUUAUGGAUAUGAAAUAGUAAAUGGUGAUUCAACAACAGGUGUGUUUUAGAAAUAAAAUGACUCAAGUUCAACAUUAUACUCGAUUGUUGCUUCAAAUUAAUAACCUACAAUUAUAAUGGGUCGUGAUGUUAAUUUACCAUAUAUAGUUUAAUUAUGUGAAGGAUGUGAAGAAUUUUGUGAUGACGAGAGUGAUGAAUCAUGUAACUUUUUUGAAGAUUAUAAUAACAAUGACAUAGAUCCAUAAGUAGGAGUAUAAUGUUUAAAUGGAUAUUAUUUUGAGAAUGAUAGUUGUAUAAAAUGUUAGAAUAAUUGUUUAAAAUGUAAUGAAAAUGGAUGUUAAACAUGCUUAAAGGGAUAUUUAUUAAAGAAUGGUAAGAAUUGUGAGAAAUGUCCAUAAGGAUGUUUAGAUUGUGGUUAUGGAUUUGAUGAGAUUACAAUAGAAUGUUAUGAAUGUGAAUAGGAUGGAUAAGGAGAAUUUUAUUUGCCAAGUUUAUUUUUAACAAGUUGUGAGACUUGUGAUUUUGGAUGUUCUAAUUGUGAAUAUAUGACAUAUGAUGAAACUUUAUAUCCAAUAUAUUUAACUAGAGAUUUAGAAGUACCUUUUGAAGAAGAUAUUUCAUAAUAUAAAAAAAGAUGUAGAUAAUGUAGAGGAGCAAACUCAUUCAUUAGUUCAAAUGGAAGAGAAUGUAAAAAUUGUAACAUAGUAAAUUGCUAAUAAUGUUAUUAAGAUUUAGGAGGUGGAAUUACUACUCUUGAUCCAGACUUUAAACCUAAUGAAGAAGGAAGUUUUGAUAUUUUAUGUAAGUUAUGUUCUCCUGGUUUUAAAUUAAAUUCAGAUAAAAAAAGUUGUGUUUCUGAAACAGAUCCUAAUUGCUCUAUACUUAAUGCUGAUGGUACUUGUUAAUUAUGUGCAAAUGGAUUUAUGUUUGAUUUAACUACAGAUCCAGGAACAUGCACACCAACUUUAUGUAGUUUAAAGAUUUUAAAUUGUAUUGAUUGCUUUGCCUAUUAAGAACCUGAUGCUGAUGUUAUUUAUGAUGAAAAUGGUAUUCCUAUUAGUUCAUAAAAAAAAUAAUUAUAAUGUAUCAAAUGUAAUAAAGGAUAUUAUCCUGAUUUCUUUAGUGGAAAAUGUAUAAGAUGUAAUUCUAAUUGUUAAUAAUGUUGGCAAUAUACAGAUUCAUAUAAUCUUACACAAAUUAAUUCAGCUUACUAAAUUUAUUCAUAGACAUCUAAAUCAUUCUUCUUAAAUGAGGAUUUAAAGGAUCCAUUAUGUACAUAAUGUUAUAAUGGCUAUGAUUUAUAUGAUAAUUAAUGUAAAGGUUGUGGAGAUGGUUGUCAUAUUGAUUCAGUUUCAAUGUGUGUAUUUGAAUAUGAUACUGCCUAUUGUUCUUAAUGUCCUCCAGGAUAAAGAUCUCUUGUUAAUGAUAAUAGUGAUUGUGCUGAUUGUCCACUCUUUUGUGAAGCUUGUAGAGAAAGAACUUAAGAUGAAAUCAAUCAAAUUAAUCCAUUAUUUAAUCCUAGUAAUACAGAUUUCCAAAGAUAUUCCAAUCUAUGUUACAAAAUCAUGAAAAAUUUUGAUUCGACUAAAAACUUGUAUCUUGAUACUACUACACAUAUGCCCACUGUUUGUACAUAUCCUGGAACAUCCAAAAAAUGUUAUCAUACUUCUACUAUUACUUUUGAAUUAAAUUGUGAUGAUGAAGAUAGUAUUCCUGAUGCAUAAUAUUUAUCAUCUAUUUUUAAGGGUAAAUCAUCUACCUCCACUCUCAUCUUAAAAGAUAUUGAAAAAUAUGAAAACUAUUUAUUAUUGAAUAAAAAUGCUGUACAAGAAGUUACCAUUUAAAUUAAUGUUCAUGGAACAGAAUGCAGAUUCUUAAAACCUACUCAAUUCAAAACUUUGUUCUAAUAAAAUGUAUUCUCUUUAUUAAAACUUAAUAUCCAUUUUAAAUCUUCAUCAUCUGCUAAAUUCUAUUUAAUAGGACAUUUAUCAUUCUCCAAUAUUAAUAAUUUACGAUUUGAAAAUAUUUAAUUCUUAUACAACACAGAUAUUAGAUCCAAAAUUAAAGAUUUUGGUAUCACUCUCAGAGGUAAAUCAAGUUCAUUUACAUUAAUUAAUUCUGAAAUCUCGAAGUAGAACUCUUUAAAUUAUGCUAUGUUCUCAUUUAAUUUUUCGGGAGUACAAACACUUAAUCUAGAAUAAGUUCAAUUUAUUAAUUUACAACCUAUUGAUAACUUCCUUGAUUAGAACUUUACUUAAGAAAGCUCUUAUAAAUUAACAUUAACUAAAGUUAAAUUUAUAGAAUGUUAAUUUCUAAACUAAACCUAACUAUUUGAUUAAAAUCCACUUAAUAACACCUAAAUUACAAUUAAUGAUUUAACUAUUUUACAGUCAGAAUUCAUAAAUACAUUUUUCUUUGGAUCUCAAAAUGGAUAAACUUAUACAAAAAUUACAUUAUCUAUUAAUGAUCUUAAAAUUCAAUUAAGCUCUUUUAUUAAUUCUAAUUUUUUAAUGAGCAAUCAAAUUAUAACAAGUUCAAUCUCUAAUGUAGAUAUUUACACAUGUUAAUUCAUUAACUCUUUAGUAUUUAGGUUAAAUCAUAUCAAUCUCUAAAACUUUUAUAUUGGAUCUAAUAAGAUAUUUAAUAAUUCAAUAAUAUUCUCAACUGCUGCAUUAGUUGAUUCUUUUAUUGUUCCAAAAAGUGCAUUACAAGAAUUUAAGAUUAUCAAUAUUCAUUUUGAUCAGAAUGAUUGCAAUAGUAUAAACUGUUUAUUUUUAUUAUCAACUCCCUAGAAUAUUUAUUCUAUUGAAGCCGAUUUGAAAAUAGUUUCAUUACAAAUUCUAAGAACAUCAUCAAUGAUAUACUCAGAAAUUAUUAGAUAUAUUGAUUCUUCUUUAUGUGUGUUUAAGUAAUUCUAGAAUAUUCAAAUAUCGAAAUUAAAAUCAGCAGAUAAUUUAGGAGCUAUUGUAUUUUAUUUUGAUGAAAUUAAAUCUAUUGAUAUUGAUACUCUACAAUGUGAUUCAAUUCAAUCAAAUUAAUUCAUUUUAUAUGAUGAAGCCGGGGAUGAAAUAAUUGUUGAUAAUCCAUAUAAUAACUUAAUUCCAUCUUCAGAAUAUUGUGCUGAAUAAUUAUGGUCUUCAAACAAUUAUAAUUUUUAUUGUCUUUAUGUAAAUGAAUUCUCACAUGGAGUGAAAUUGAAUAAUAUUAUCAUGAGUAAUUAAUUGUUAGUAGAUUUUAAUGCUAUAGUUAUAUAAUCAUAUGAUAUACUAAAAUUGAAAACUAGUAGAGUAAAAGACAAUUUGACUUAAUUUUAUUCAAAUUAUGAUAAAGAAGUAAUCAUUAUUUAAAAUAUCUAUGCAUUUAAUAAUACUUUACUAGCUUAUGAUUUGGGAUCACAAUUAUCUUUAUUCUUGAUAAAAUCGUAAUAACAAUAAUAAAUUAUUAUAAAAAAUGCUGAUUUCUAGAGUAAUCAUUUACACAGGACAUCUUUAUAUUAAAUGAUGAUAAGUGCAACUAUCUUAGUAAUUUAAUCAUAAUAAGCUGUAUUGAAUAUUUCAUAUGCAACUUUUGAUUAUAAUAGAGCCACUCAAUUUGAAUAUGGAUUAAAUUAUAUACUUGUAAGAUAAUUAAAUAUUAUUAAUUGUUGGUUCAGAUCAACAAAUUAAUUUGAUGGAGUUUGGGUAAAUAAGUUAAAUGAAAAUUAAAUGAAUGAUACAAUUUAAGUAUGGGAGUUUUAUGAAGUUAAAUCAAAAGGAGCUAAUUUAUAUCUAGUUACAUAGGAAUUAUAAAUGAAGGAUUGCUAAUUCUUAGAUGGUUAUGGAUUAGAUGGAGUUGGAAUGUUCAUUGUAACAUAAGGAAAAGGCAAUAUAUUUAUCAAUAAUACUAUUUUUAGAAAUAUGAUAACAAAUUUAGAUUCAAAAUAUUUAACUUAGGGAGGUUGUUUAUCUAUUGAUGCAAAAGCUUCAACUCUUUAACUUACUUUAUCAUUUAUUAAUAUGAAUAAUUGUUUGAGUAGAUCAAAAGGAGGUUGUAUUUGGAUAGGAUCAUCUAAAAAUUAAUAAUUAAUUUCUAUUACUGAUAGUAAAUUUGCCAAAUGUUAAUCAUUAACAUCUUAAUUUAUGGAAGUGUAAUUUUUUGAUGUUAUUAAUUAAAUAGUAUAAAUGAAUAAUUUGAGAAUUGAAAAUAAUAAUCUUGAAGAAUUUUUAUCAAAAGUGCCAGCUUUAACGGAUACUGAAAUUGAUUAAUUUAAAGUUACAGCUUCUCUUUAUACAUAAUCAAAUGGAUAAUUGAGGAUGAAUAAAAUUUACAUUUAUAACAUUGAAAAUUAAAACAUUAUUUAUGCAACAAAUUUGUAUAGAGGAUAUUUUAAUUAAAUUUAAUUUGUAAAUAAUACAAUUUUUAGUGCUCCUCUGUUUCGUUUAACUUUAAAAGAUGAAUUGGGUACUGCUUAUUUAGGUUCAAUUACAUUUUCUGGAAAUAAAUAAUUUAUACCAUUGAAAGAAUAUGAUGAAUGUGCUUAUUUAUUUUAUGAAACUCCAGUUUAAGGGUAUGAUGAAUAAACUUGUGAUAUAUGGUAAGAAAAUAUUGCUUUGGUAGAGCAAAUAUUUUCUGAUUCCCUUUAUAAUAUUAAAGAUUUAGAAUUAGAUGAAGACUAUAUAAAAAUGUCUAAUAAAGAUAAAUAUGAAUGGGAGGAAACGAUUUAUUAAUUAUAACCAACAUUUGAUGAUAUUCCACUUAAUUUUUAAUACAAUGAAAAGGUUAGUGAUUGUAUUUUUUAUAAAUUAUUCAAUGAAAUUUCAAAUUAAACUGCCGCUUAUAUUUAAAUAUUAAAUUUAAGAUAAGGAAAUCAUAUAAAAAUAGAAGGAUUAGAAUUCAGCAAUAAUAAUUGUACACUCUGUACUUAUGGAUUAUUAUAGAUAAUUCAAGUAGAAGAAGUAGUUAAUAUAAUCGGAAUCAAUUAUUUAUUUUGUGUCUAUAACUAUUUAUCAUAUUUUGGAUGUAUAUCUAUUACGAAAGAUAAUUAAAUGGAAGAUAUCUAGUUUAAUAAACCCUUAGAGGGAAGGAGAUUAUUAACUGAAAUAAAUGAUUAAUAUUCAAUUCAAGUAAAUAAUUCAAAAAUUCUUAAUAAUAUGGCAUCAAUAGGAGCAGGUAUAAGUGUUAUCGGUUUAAACAUAAUUUUUGAUAAUUGUGAAUUUUCAAAUAAUAUAGCAUCUCUUGUAGGAGGUGGAAUCUAUUAUUAUUCAAAAAAUUCUUAUAUUUAAAUAUUCAACUCUAAAUUUAAUUAUAAUAAGGCAUAAGUAGGAUCAGCCAUUUAUUUAGAAGGUACACAAUUAAGCAAUUAAACAAAAUGUAACAAUGUUUAUGAAUAAAAUAUUGGUACUUAAACGUAUGAGGAUCCAGUUGCAUUAACAAUAACAAUAAAUUAUAAAGAGAUGCCAAUUAUACCAUUUUCUAAAUAUACAAAUGAAGAUGGAGAUGUGAUAUCGAAUACUGUUAUAAUGAUAGAUAAAUUGGCAUUAGAAAAGAUUUAGCUAUAAAAUUAUCCUGAAGUGACUGAUUUAUUGAUUCUGCCUUCUGGAUAAAGAAUUGGAAAUUACAAGUUCUAUUACAUUGAAACAAUGGAAUAAAUACCCUAUGAUUGGAAGAUGAAAUUAAUUUAUUUGAAUAGAUUUGACGAAAUCUUAGCUCAAGAAUAAACAUCAGAUUAAUGUUACAUUGAUGGAAGAAUAUAGAAUAUCAGUUUCUAUGAUGAUUCUAAAGAUUAUACAACCAACUUUACUAGCUUUAAUAUUUUGGAAUAUGAUGUCAGUUAAUCAUCUUUUAAUUUGAAUGAAUUGAUAAUUUAAUUUGAUCCAUAUAUUGAUGAAGAACUAUAUUUAGAAUUGAGAUGUAAAAUAUUUUAUAAUAUUAUAUAGUUUAUUGUUACAAUGUAAAAAAACCAGUAUUGUAAACAGAAUAUCCUUAUAAUGUAUUAUCAUAAAAUGGGAACUAUUAUUUAAUAGCAAAUGUUAGAACAUACCCAUGUUAAAUGGGAGAAGCUUAUUUUGAUGAAAAAUGUGAAGCUUGUGACAUAAAUUAAAAGAAAUUUAGUGUAGUUCCAAAUUCUGCCUAAUGUCAAACUAUGAAUUAAGAAAGUAUGCUAGAUGUAACUCCAGUUGGAAUAAAAUUAAAGAAAGGAUGGUAUAGACCUUAUAUAGAUAAUGAUCAAUAUGAAUAUUGUUUAAAUCUACCAGCAAAUUGUAAUGGCGGAUGGAUUCCAGGAAAUCCUUCAUGUUAUACUGGCCAUAUUGGUGCACUUUGUGAAAGUUGUGAUCUCUAUUCUUUAAACAAUGAUAUUAGAUAUUCUAAUACAGAAAAGUAUGUUUGUUCUCCUUGCUAAAAUACUAAGGAAUCAAGUAUAGGAAUAUUGGCAGGAAAUACAAUUGCAACAGUUGCAUCAAUUACUUUAUCUGUAAAAGGAACAUAUGAAUUAGUUAAUCAAUUUUUAAUGGUUAAAAGUUUAGUCUUAAUGGGAGUAAGACUUAAUUAAAAUGCUAAUCAAUUAGCAACUCUUAUAAAGAUGUUAACAAAUUAUUUCUAGAUUAUAUAAAUCAUUAAUUAAUUCUAAUUAGUUUUACCUAAAGGAUUAACUAAAACUACAGAUGCAGCUGGAAAUCCAACUAAAUCAAGUUCAUUUAGUUUAGAUUGUCUACUUGAACCUAUGACUGAUAUUAAUAUGCUUUAUUUUAGAAUGAUAUGGGCUUUAGUAAUGCCAUGCAUUUAUUUGAUCAUAUAUUUUGUAUAGUAUUUUUUUGGAGUUAUGAUUGGUAAGAUUCCCUAUAAAGCUCCUAUGAUAAGUACAGCAUUUAUUUAUAUGUUUAUUUUUGCAUAACCUACAUUAGUAGGAGGAUUUAUAUAAUUAGGAAGUUCGAGAAUAAUUUCAGGAGUUAAUUGGGUUUAGGCAGAUGUUGCAUAUCGUAGUGAUACUGAUUAACAUUAAUUAUGGGUUGCUGCAUUUGUAGCACCAAUGAUUGUAAUUUGGGUAGCUAUUCUCCCACUAAUAUUUCUAUAUAAAGUAUAUACUUAUAGAUUCCAUUUAAAUAAUAGACAUAUUCGUUCAAGAUGGGGAUUCUUUUAUAAUGAAUAUGAUAAUACUGCUUAUUAUUGGGAAUUUGUUAAAAUCUUUUAAAAAGAAUUAAUGGUUAUUUUCUUGACAUUUUAUGAAGAUUAUGUUCUCAUCAAAGGUGCUCUUGUAAUCCUUGUUUUAUUAUACUAUUCUUGGAUAUAAAUUAAUACUAAACCUUAUGCAAAUAAUGAUCUAAAUUAUCUUGAUCGUUAUUCAACUGUUGUUUGUAUCAUUACUUUAUUAAUUGGUUUAUUAAUCUAUACCUCAUAAGAAUAUGAUACUUAAUACUUGAUAAUUAUCAUGUUUGUUUUAUUAGGUAUCUUUAACUUAAUAUUUUUAAUAAAUAUUGUUUAUAAAAUAUUUGAAGGAUAUCUAAUUAAAUUAUCUGAUAAAAUAGAUCCAAUUAGAGAUUAGAUUUUAGCACACAAACCUAAUAUUCUCUAUUAAUAUCCAAGUCUAAGAUAGUUUUUGAGAAAUAAAAAAAGAACUUCUUAAAAAGUAAAUGAACUUUGGUGUGUUUUAAGAUCUUAUACAAAAGAAUAAAUUUCAAAUAGAAGAAAUAAUUUACCUAAAUAUGAAGUAAUUAAUAAUGCUCCUUAUGAUUUUGCUGCUGCCAAAUUACCUAGAGAUGCUGCAGCCUAAAUUGUUCCUAUUAUAGACAAUUAGGUUCCUGAAUAUCUAAUUAGUGGAGUAGGAAAAGAAUUCUUAGUAAAAGCUCAUGGUUUAGUAGAUACCUUCAAAGAAGAUUAAAAUUAAAAUAAUUAAGAAAAAGAAAAAGAUAAUAAUAAUAAUAAUAAAGAAAAAGGAUUUUUAGAUGGAUUCAAAUCAUACAUUCCAUCAGGAUUAAAAGAUAAAAUUGAAAAAGCAGAAAAAAAAUUAGAUGAUGUUAAGAAAAUAAAGGAAUAAGCUGAAAAUGUCGUCGCAAAAGGAAAAUAAUUGGGUGGAAUUCAAGAAACACCUAAAAAUGAAGAUGAGGUUAAAUUAAAUUAAAAUAAAGAGGAACAACUUAAAUAAGGUGAAAAAUAAGAAGAACAAACAGGAGGAAUUUUUGGAUAAUUUAAAUCAAUAUUACCUGAUAGUAUGAAAGAAUAAAUAAAAAAGGUUGAACAAUAAUCAAAAUAAUUAUAAAAUAACUUAGAAGAAGCCAAAUAAAUGAAAGAUAAGAUUGAAUAAGCUGCAUAAAAUAAAAAUAACUUAAUUUAAAAUGGUCUUGAAUUUAUGCCAAUAGAAAUGAAAGAUUAACUUAAAAAGAUUGAAGAUGAAAAAAAAAAAUUAGAAUCAUAAUAUUAGUAAGUAAGAGAUAAUGCAGAAAAAGCAUAAAAUAUUGCAUAACAAGGUCUUUUAAAGGGUACUUUGUAAGAUGAAUACUAAAAUAAAUUAAAAGAGUUAGAAGAUCAGAAAAAAAAACUUGAAGACAGUGUUUAAAAUUAAGUGAAUUUCGAUAAAUCUCCCUUAUUUGCCGAUAAUAGAUAAUAAAAGCCCUUAUUAGAAAAUGAAAAUCAAUUUUAAAUCUUUUAAAAUGACCCGAUGAGAGUAACAUAAAGCUAAUUUACAAAUUUUGAAAGAGAAAAAAAAUGA